Molecule: messenger RNA, 1384 nt
Organism: Saccostrea echinata
Lineage: Eukaryota; Metazoa; Mollusca; Bivalvia; Ostreida; Ostreidae
Product: fibrinogen-like protein A
Exons: 6
Coding region: 1-1305 (434 amino acids)
Source: RefSeq, a predicted model, not a curated record
AUGAAAACGAUGAUGUUUUCCAUUCUAUUACUGCUUUUUAUCUCAAUACAACAAGUCAGAACGGGGUCCUUCUUAACCGGUACGUAUGAUCCGAACUCUACGGCUUUGAUCAAUGAAAGAAGUAACAUCAAGGAAAUCGACGUUCUUCGGCAGAUCAUCAACCAGGAAACUCUCAUCCGUUUAGCCGUGGUCAAGGAUGUUAAGGCAAUAGUGGACGAUGUUAGUUCUGUUAAGCGAAGCAUUGCGUCUACAGAAACGAUGAUCUUCUCUCUACAGAAGGCGCUAAAUACAUUGAAAAGCCAAGUCGAUUCCUUAAUUCGCGACAAUACUUUAGCGCAGACGGUAGAAUCAUUGAAAAGAAAGGUAGAUAUUCUGUUAAGUCAGGACAUGAUUUUAACACAGAGGAUAGAAAAAUUGGAAAGACGUGUUGAUACUCUAAGUAAGGAUAACGCUUUACAGCAUAUGGUAAAUACAUUGAAAACACAGGAUAAUUCUUUGAGUGGGGAACAGAGAAGAGAAAACAAGAAGAUUGCAAUGAAUUGUGAGAACAGGAUUCAAGAAACUGAGCAGAAGUUUAAUAGAAACAUCGCCGAUAUUUACGAACUUUUAAAUAACAGAACAUUGCUAACCGUUAACAAAGAUUUAAACAUAAAUAAAGAUUGUAAGGACCUCUAUAUCAAUGGUAAUACAAAAUCUGGUGUAUAUGAAAUAAAUCCGUUCGGUAUUGAGAGCAAGAUCAACGUGUUCUGUGUUAUGGUGACAGAAGGCGGAGGGUGGACAGCAAUCCAGAGACGAUUGAGCGGGUCAGUGAGUUUUGACAGGACAUGGGCGGAGUACAGGAAUGGUUUCGGGAACCUUUCUGACUCUUACUGGCUUGGAAAUGACGUAAUACAUCAGCUUACCAAGGGAAGGAACGCCUCCCUCUACGUGUCCAUCACAUUGCGUAAUGGGACAAAACUCUAUGAAUUAUACAACCAGUUUUCUGUUGCUGAUGAGACGAACAAUUACAGACUUUUUCUUGGAGGACCAGUUACCGGGACAUUGGGUGACAGAAUGUUAAACACGGGGAGUUCUAACAAUGAUCUGUCUGGGAUGUACUUCAGUACACCAGACAAGGAUAACGACAGGGCUAGCUAUAACUGUGCUGCUAACAGUUACCGUAGAGGAGGCUGGUGGUUUAACUACUGUCACUUGGCCUUCCUCAACGGUCAAUGGUCCCCGGCAGACUGGUGGUAUCCUUGGUGGCCUAAAGUAGAGAGUGGGACAAAUGUGAGGCAGACCAUGAUGUUAAUAAAACGUCACUAGAUGGACAUUCAAAAUUGAGAGACCAGGCCUCAAAUUGACGACGAUCAAAUGAAACAUUUCUGAUAAGAGAGACAAUUUU